This is a messenger RNA of Myotis daubentonii (Daubenton's bat), 1720 nucleotides long. It is a transcript of the gene LRMDA, whose product is annotated as leucine rich melanocyte differentiation associated. The record is from RefSeq and is a predicted model, not a curated record. NCBI's taxonomy places the organism in Eukaryota, Metazoa, Chordata, Mammalia, Chiroptera, Vespertilionidae. Gene Ontology annotation, molecular function: protein binding. Gene Ontology annotation, biological process: melanocyte differentiation.
GUCACACCGGCCUGCGGGGCGGUCGCGGGGCACGCGCGCUGCGGGCCACCUGUUGCGGCGCGCGCGGUGGGUGGUGGAGGCGCACCUGGCGCGGCCGGCCCGCAGCUGAGCCGGGUCCGCUCGGCCCGCGCCUCGGGCUUCCGCAGGUCAGCUGACCUCCAGGGCGGAACUAAAGCCGCCCGCGCCGCCGCCGCCACGCUCUGUGCUCCCAGCUCUGCGCUUGGGUCGUGCGCCCCGUCGCCAUGGCCGGGCUCAUGGUCAGUGGAACGCAAGUGUCCUACAUAGGCCAGGACUGCAGAGAAAUUCCAGAGCACCUCGGCAGGGACUGUGGACAUUUCGCCAAGAGGCUUGAUCUGAGCUUUAACCUUCUGAGGUCACUGGAAGGACUGAGCGCCUUCGGGAGCCUGGAGGAGCUCGUCUUGGACAACAAUCUGCUGGGGAACGACCUCGUGUUGCCAGGGUUACCCAGGCUUCAUACCUUAACCCUCAACAAGAACCAGAUCACUGACUUGGAGCAUCUGCUUGAUCACCUGGCAGAAGUGACACCGGCUCUGGAAUACCUCAGCCUGCUGGGUAAUGUGGCGUGUCCCAACGAACUGGUCAGCCUGGAAAAGGACGAAGAGGACUAUAAGAGAUACAGAUGCUUUGUUCUUCACAAGCUGCCCAAUUUAAAGUUCUUGGAUGCCAGGAGAGUGACCAGAGAAGAGCGAGAGGAAGCUUUGGUCAGAGGGGCGUUCAUGAAGGUGGUGAAGCCCAAGGCUUCCAGUGACAGCGCUGCUGCCCCUCCAGAGUGCCACUACACACCCCUGCCUUCUGCUUCCAGGGAGCUCACCAGUCACCGAGGUGUCCUGGGGAAGUGUCGCUAUGUUUACUAUGGGAAGAACUCGGAGGGCAACAGGUUUAUCCGGGAUGACCAGCUCUGAAGGUCAGCGAUGGAAAACAGCCUUUGCUUAGACGUAUCCAGCUAAGCUAAAGAAAAUUGCAUUUCUCUGCCUCCCUUGCAGCUAUGGAUGGCUAAUGAUCAAGUUCUGUCCAAUGACUUAUAGUAGACUAGAGGCCUGGUGCAUGAAAUUCAUGCACAAGGGAGAGGGGUCCCUCAGCCCCGGCCUGCACCCUCUCACAAUCCAGGACCCCUCAGAGUAUGUCCGACUGCCAGUUUAGAGGAUAAUAGUAUUGGGCAUAGGAUUUGCCCAUAACUGGCAGUCAGACAUCCCUCUCACAAUCCAGGACUGCUGUCUCCUAAUCGCUCGCCUGCCUGCCUGCCUGAUUGCCCCUAACCAUUCUCCUGCCUGCCUGAUUGCCCCUAACUGCUUGCCUGCCUGCCUUAUCACCCUUAACCACCUCUGCUUUGGCCCCUGCCAUGGUGGCUUCAUCCAGAAGGAUGUCCGGAAUGACAUCUGGAAGGUCAUUUGGCUGUUUGGUCUAAUUAGCAUAUUACACUUUUACUAUUAUAGAUGUGUUGUGAAGGGGCUGCAAGGAGAUAUUCAUAAAAGAGAGAGAUUGUUUCCUGCUUAUUAUUUCUUCUGAUUUGUAGGCAUGGUAGCUGGAGUUCUAACAUUCAUUUUGACUUUAUUGGAUUUCUUGAGAAUGAAAGCCAUGGAGGAAGAUAAUGAAAAAGAAUGAUGAAAACCAUGUUUCUGAUGACAAAUCAGCCCACCAUGGCCCCUCUGUACUGCCAAAUUUCUCCUUGUAAUGGAAAAAUAAAAUUUUAUCUUUCUUA